AAAAAAUAUACCAAAAGUUCAUUUCCGGCAUCAUGUUUGUGAGCAGCAAACGCAUAUUUUUCGCCAGUCACAAUGUGGAAUCAACGGAACCUCACUGCACCACCACUGGUGACCCUCAAAUCAUCCCUGCCGGCUCGUGAGAUACAGGAGACUCGUCAAUGUGUUCAUGAAGCGAAGAAAUGUCUCAAUUUAGAUACUUUGGGGCCACCAGCAGCUCGAAUCUCUCGACUUAUUGCGAGGAUGUCUCAUCAAUUUCGCUCUACGCCCGGAUUCAAGUCUAUCCGGAAGUUAAAUAUAGCCCUCCUGCGAGCAAAGGAGAUUAAAAUUGAAAGCUGUAUUGAUAAUAUCCUGGCUUGCUUUCCGGCAUACUUGGGAGAGAUGCAGGGUGGAGUCUUACUCCCAUCGAGACAGUAUUUCGAAUACACCAUGUUGAAAAUGAUGGGAUUCGCCAAAAUUCUCUGCAGAGUCGUCUACAUGACAAAGGAAGUUGCACGAUUCUUCUUGUCCACACUGAAUUUGGGUCAUUUUCUUGAGUUGGGAACUGUUGUUCUGGCCACUGUGGCUGAAAUAUGGAAGUGCAGUAGAAAUCUCUGCAAAAACACCGUUCUUAUGUAUAACAAAAUGAUUGGGAUGCGGAAGAAUUUCGUUCGAUCUGGGCAGGAUUUCCUCAAAAGUUUCCACCUUCCUCAGCAUUUGGAGCAAUGGCUAGGAGGAGAUUGGGAAGACAUCACCGAGGAACAUACACCCUUUACACAGAAGAAAUCUCAAACUACCAUCUUGGAAUUUAGUGAUGAUGAGGACGAACAGCAGAGGAAAAUUCCUGAACAACCAAUUCAAAUGGAAGUUACUGAAACUCAUCAUGUGGAAGAAACAGGAAUUGCCAUUGACAGACGAACAUUUUCCACACAUACUCACCAUUCAGUGACUGAUCGAAAAUCUCUGAUAAAGUUUCUGCAAAAUGAGAAUGAGUUUAGGGAGAAAAAAGAUCCGAAAUGUCUCACAGCAUCCUUAUCAGGGAAGAAAUGGCAAAAAUUCCGGGAAAAAGUGGAAAAUGCAUCGAGAACAAAGUCAAAAAGUGACCUUUUAACUUUUUUCAGGACCAAAUGGAAGAAGAUGCUUCCAGAGAACACCUGUUGACUGAUUUUAUGUACACUGGUUUUAUUUUGAAAUUACACAGAAUAAUAAUAUAAUUGCUAAUUACAAAAGAGAA
Messenger RNA from Lutzomyia longipalpis, 1210 nucleotides. RefSeq lists its product as uncharacterized. The coding region runs from base 73 to 1137 and encodes 354 amino acids. Gene Ontology annotation, cellular component: nucleus. The transcript has 2 exons. The record is from RefSeq and is a predicted model, not a curated record. Gene Ontology annotation, biological process: positive regulation of Notch signaling pathway. Lineage: Eukaryota; Metazoa; Arthropoda; Insecta; Diptera; Psychodidae.